CCAGUGUGGCGAUGUGCCACAAUAAUAGAUUUUUUGCUGCUGAUGUGGUGGCAGAAGUAACAUAGUGUGGCAGUGUACUAGGAUCUACUUCUUGUUCUCUGUUUUUUCUUUGUUCUUUCUUGAUAUUCUUGAAGGCCAUGCUUUCAUUGCACCUGUUGCUGCUAUACUUGUCAUGCUUGCUGUCAAUGUGCUCAUGACAUCAGCCUUUAAGAACUAACAAGCAGGGAUAUUUGGUAACUAUAGCAGACAUUACACUCACCUAUAUUUAUGUUCUAGAUAGUAAUGUGGUUAACUAGUUAAAAUGCAAAGCUUUGUUGGGGUGAGCCUCAGUGAGAACAGACACAAAAUAGUGAUUUGUCAGUAGAGAGCUUUUUUGUUAUGCCGUAUGUGUAUCAUUGGAUGAAUAGUUGUUACUUAAUGGUUUGCAUUGUAAGUACCACUGGGUGUAUUACCUGUAUAAUUUUGCUGAUUUCAGUGUUUUCGCUUCUUGGUAGAGGCAGGCAAUUGCAUUCGAUCGUGAUGGAUUUAUAUUUGACAUCUUGUUGGCAUUUUGUCGAACUGGAAGGCUCACUGUUCCAUCAUUUGUGAGCAUGGCAGCUGUUUUGGAUGAAGCAAAGUUCUUCCAGUUAGACAAGUAUCUUUGUGAUCCAAAGUUUGCUAAUUCUCCACGAUAUCAUUUAACUUUCAAGCGUGACAGGACCUACAGACUGGCUAUGAAGCAGGAGCAAGGGUGUCUGGUCAACUGCCUCUUUGUUGUCAGAGACAGUGAUCGUUUGAUUGUAAAGGAGAUACGUGAGUCAAGCAUGAGGCUAUUAGUGGAUGUGAAACUAGAAAAUGGUGACAUUAAAGCUAAAGACUAUGUAUUAUAUGACCCUCACCAACCGAGACAAGUACCGGUUCUUCGUGGUGGCCAUAUUUACACAUUUCGUCUUGGUCUUCCUACAGAUAUCAGCAGAGGUGUUCCAAUACCAACCAUGGACAUUAUAUUCCAAGAGUUGUUGGUGUUUGGUGAGCAUGAACAGCUAGUUGACAUAUCUGCCAAUAGUGAUAGAGAUUAAGUACUUAAUUUUGUUUUUUACUCUCUUGUGUUACACUGUAAAAGUAUCGUUUGGUCUCUUGUUUGUGGCGACUAACUGUGUAAGUUUGUAGUAAUAGUCAUCAUUAUACGUGUCUAUCGUCCAUCA
Molecule: messenger RNA, 1184 nt
Organism: Corticium candelabrum
Lineage: Eukaryota; Metazoa; Porifera; Homoscleromorpha; Homosclerophorida; Plakinidae
Exons: 6
Coding region: 591-1058 (155 amino acids)
Source: RefSeq, a predicted model, not a curated record